AUUUGAUAGUAAUGAAAUUAUACAAAAUCCAGCGCGUAAUUUAAUCAGAACUCAAUUACGUCUGCAUCAGUGGACGCUCGAAAAUCACGGGGUCAAGAAAUUGAAGUGACUUUGAAACUCCAAUAAAAUAAAGCAACGCAAGUGACAACGGCAUUUCUGCGUGCACGGCAGUCGGAGUGCCGGCCUUUAGGGUUUUACUAGUUACAUAUAGUUUAUUCUGAAUACACAAAACAUAUACACCCACCAACUCUCCUUACCCUGCCAUCCUGAGACUUGAAGAUGGACCAAAACCUUUCUCAACGAAAAUGGGAGGCUAAGGUCUCCACAAGGCUAGAGAAAGCCAGGGCAGACCAAAUAUGGCCUCUCUUUGAGGACUUUUUUGGGCUUCACAGAUGGUUCCCGAGCCUUGCCACAUGUCAUGGCAUACAUGGUGCUAAUGGUGAACCUGGUUGCAUUCGUUACUGCUCCGGUUUUGGACUCAAACGAGAACAGAAUGCAAACGAGUCAAACCCGGGCCUGAGCUGGUCAAAAGAAAGGCUAGUAGCCCUUAACCGUGCCCAAAUGACAUUUACUUAUGAGAUGGUGGAUUGUAACAUAGGAUUCAAGUCCUACGUUUCUACUAUUAAAGUUAUCCCAGGGGACGGUGGAGCCGUCGUGGAGUGGUGCAUCAGCCUUGAUCCGGUGGCGGGGUGGGAGCUGCGAGAUUUGGUGGCCAAGUAUGAACUGGGGCUGCAGCUUAUGGUGGAGAAGAUGGAGGCUGCCAUCUUUGAGUCUUCUUGAAUUCUAACAAGAAACUUUGUGGGGAAGUGAUAGGAUGAAGACAAAAUCCCGAUAAGUCCUUGUUUUUGUGAAUUUCAUAGCCCCAAGCCCUGUGUACUAAGUAAGCUUUCUUCCCCCACUCCCCCCCAUUUCUCUUUUGUAAAUUGUAAGUGUUCUUAUGAACAAAUUGCUUGUUGGCUA
This is a messenger RNA of Sesamum indicum (sesame), 960 nucleotides long. RefSeq names its product lachrymatory-factor synthase. Lineage: Eukaryota; Viridiplantae; Streptophyta; Magnoliopsida; Lamiales; Pedaliaceae. The record is from RefSeq and is a predicted model, not a curated record.